Molecule: messenger RNA, 2772 nt
Organism: Danio aesculapii
Lineage: Eukaryota; Metazoa; Chordata; Actinopteri; Cypriniformes; Danionidae
Exons: 4
Coding region: 76-687 (203 amino acids)
Molecular function (GO): sequence-specific DNA binding
Source: RefSeq, a predicted model, not a curated record
GUUGAGCCCUCCCGUCUAUGGAGCCAUCCUUUUUCUGCAGCCGUCUUCGUUGCAAGCGAGGAAAUAAAUAACGUCAUGGGGCUCAGGUGUUUAUUUGGCUGUGACAGCACUCGUUCUUUGUUCCGUUUUCCAACUUUAACUUGGUUAAGAGCGAAAUGGCUUGAGUUCACGCACUUUGAGGAAAGCGGUAUUAAUGCAAGCUCACGUCUGUGUCAUCGACAUUUCUCUAAGUAUUGUUUUACCAACUUUGAAAUGGUGGCUGCGGGAUUUGCCAUCAACCUCCAGCUGUCAGACACAGCAGUUCCCACUAUUUACACUGUAGGAGCAUCAUCGUCUCCGUCACGACCAGCGACUAAAGAUGUUGGCUGUCAGUGCGACCCUUCGCGAAGCUUUGGCACUCAAGUCAGACACGCUAUGGUGCUCAGGAGGAGUAAAGCAAUUCAGGUGCAUCCUGUGGCCAAAAGAGAGUCUACCAUGAGAGAUGUCUGUGGCAAAAUCUUAGAUUCAUCAGUAUGUACAUCAGUACCAAUUAAGAGACAGAGACGGAAAGACAUUGGUUGUAGCUCCUUUUCAUCUCCAGCCAGCACAAGUUCCACACAGUCAGAUUCAACCUUCCUGCCAGAUGACACUGGGAACACUACUAUGUUGCGUUCUGACAGAUUGGCAGACAAUGUCCCUAAAUCCUGAUUCUGUUUCAGCACUUGGUCAGUUCUCAAUACAGUCUUGAAAAAUGCUGAAAGUAUGUUCAGUCGAGGACAGGACACAGAGAAGAGAAACUGUCUACACUUCAGCUUGAUUUCACUUUGAGGGCGCACUCACACUAUGCUAUCCGAACCAUGCCCCUUUCCCAGUUCAUUUGACAAGUGUGAGUGCUCCGAAUCCGGUGCAGGCGUGGUUCAGUUGGCCAGCCCUGGCCCGGUUAGAAGAGAUGUGCCAGAGCGCGGUUCGGUUGGGCUUUGGCAUGGUUUGCUUGUAGUGUGAGUUGAAAGUGCGCCUGAAACUGAAGACCUGAUGUCACUUUUAAGGGACUGUUUCAUAUAGAUCUAUUAAUCAUUCUUACUUUUUAAUGAAUGCAAACUGUUGUAGUUUACACUGCACGUCAGCUACACCUUCAGCAAACCCCCUAAUACGUGCAGCACAAGGACUUUUAUGAGUGUCAAAAGUGGUGGAUCUGUUCGGCAAAAUAUUUGACUGUGUGUUACUGCUUCCCAAACGACAAACAAUAUAACUAAAGCAGUCUCCACUGCUGAGUGAGAGCGCUUGUCUUCCUGUUAAACUGAACAGUUGCACCAUCGAUGAUGUAAUGUGCUCGAGCUCAAAAGGUAAAGAUGCAGUGUGAGUGCAGGCCAUCGUGGGAGAGGGGACAACCGUGCCUUUGGCACAGUUCAAGGCAACUGUGGCUAGUGAGAUGAUACCUUGACGGUUAAAAGCAUCACAGCUUCUCACAACUGUACACUACAGUGUCUGCCAGUGCCCUAACCACAAUUCCCAGUGUCCAAUAUUACUUACCAUUACCAAUCUUUGCUGUUGACCCUCACCAUACCAAGUGUCUCCUGGGGCCCAGUGUUCUUUUUUAUGAUGGCCAGUUCUGGUCUACUGUCUUCUAUUGUCUUGCAUCUGGGCCUCCACUCUUGCAGAGGUCUGUUCAAUCUGUAUCAGUGCCAUGUGGCAAAAUAUGAAAAACAGAAUUGAUUAACCAACCCACUCCUCCUCAUGUAAAUCAACCAGAUCAGCCUUAUGCGGUUUAUUAUACUCUUUAAACUAACAGACAUAAACGUGUUUUAGAUAGGAUUUUUUAUACAUGUUUUACUUGUGCAUUUCUUUCUCCAAAAACCUCCUAAUUAUUAUUAUUUUAGUAUGGGCCAGAUUUGAUCUAGAAAAGACAUGCAUAAAAAACAUCUGAAGAAGACUAAUAAACAACAAAAACUGAAUUCUAGUAAACCCUUCUUCAUUUUGAGUGUUGCAUGUGUGCUUUGUGUAAACGCAAGCCUUUGAGUAACCACUGUUGGCUAAUGGCAUAGACGUGUGCGUGUGUGUUCAGCAUAUGUACCUGAGUUCUGUGCGUGGCAGAUGUUGGACACACUCUUCAUUUGAUGCCUCCAGGUUAUGGAAUCUUCAAAAAAUGAUCCUCCUUUGAUUGGUAGUAUUUUAACCAAAGUUCACCAUCUACAAAACCAGUUUUAUCAUAGAAUUCUUUUGCUGGGUUCCAGGACAUGUUGGGCUUUCAAGAAAUGAGUGAACAAAUGUCAAAUUCCUCCUUCAGAAAUGAGACCUUUUAUCAACGUUUACAUUUUAAAUAAGUGGCAAGAGGAGAGGGAUGUAUUGGAAAAUAAUACAUUACAUGAAAUCCGACCUGAAAUCUCAAACAGAAUUUUAAGACUAGAUUUGAUCAGGUGAUUUAUUUUAUUUUACUUUUUACCAGAUGUCUUAUUGGACAUACAAGAUUAACCCAUGCCUUUUUACUUAAAGACAAAGACCCCACUCAAUGUUUGUACUGCACAACUCCCCUUACUGUAAAACACAUUUUACUGGACUGUCCUGCUUUUAAUGACUCCAGAAGACUUUAUGAAAUGAAGUCCCUUAAGGACAUUUUUAACAAAGUGACACCAGGAAAAAUUGUAGAAUUCUUAUGUAUUAAUACUAAAAGUCUUAUUUAACUUGUGUAUUCAUUUGUUUGUUGUUGUUGUUAAUUGUUUAUUAUUGAAAUGUUCUUGCCAUGAAAAUAGCCUUGGUUGCUGACAUGACAAUAAAUAAAAAAUACAUUACACUCUU